CUCUCUUUUCAUUCAUAUCAACUGAUCAUUCAGUUUGCAGAUUAAGUAAAAAAGUUAAUUGAUUAACCAAGCAAAUUGAAAGGUCUCAAAAAUGGCGAACCAUGCAUUCCUUCUUUCAUCAUUCUUCUUCUUCCUUCUCCAUUUUGGAGUUGAAGCUGCAAAAAUGACUGUGAAAAACAAUUGUGGGAUAAGCAUAUGGCCGGCAACAUUAACGAGCGGUCCAGGCCAACCACAACUAUCAACAACUGGGUUCAAGUUAGCUCCUGGAGAAUCGAAGUCAUUUAACGUCCCCGCACCGUGGACUGGUCGGGUAUGGGCACGAACCCGUUGCUCCAACAACGGUCGAUUCACCUGCAUGACUGGCGAUUGCGGUCGUGGCCUCUCAUGCAAUGGCGCCGGAGGAGUUCCACCAGUCACACUAGCCGAAUUCACCAUUGCCCCCGAUGGUGGCCAAGAUUUCUACGAUGUCAGCCUAGUGGACGGCUUCAACCUGCCAGUCACGAUCACCAUCCAAGGCGGCAAAGGGCCAUGUCGAUCAUCAAACUGCCGUGCGGACGUGAACAAGGUGUGUCCAGCGGAGCUGCAGGUGAAAUCAGGCAAUGAAGUGAUUGCUUGUAAGAGUGCUUGUCUUGCAUUCAACAAACCUGAGUAUUGCUGCACUGGUGAAUUCAAUGAUCCUAAAAAGUGCAAGCCAACAAAUUAUUCGAUGAUCUUCGAGAGACAAUGCCCAGAAGCUUACAGUUAUGCAUAUGAUGAUAAGAACAGCACCUUUACUUGCAACAAUAGGCCAAAUUAUUUGAUCACAUUUUGCGGUUGAGAAGAUAAUAUGAAGAUAGUAAUUAAUAAUUGGCUUGGCAGUGCUAGCCAACGAAAGAAAAGUAUUUGAGAAUAAAAAAAGUCAGCACUUACUGUAGGGUGUUGAGAGUAUAGGAUUAUAAAUGAUAUGUUACGAAAUUAACUUUACUGUCUUAUUAUAUGUCAACAUAAUAAUCAAUAUAUAUCAUACUUUAAAUUAUAAGAAAUCAAAUGAGACAACUUCUAAAUA
Messenger RNA from Cucumis sativus (cucumber), 1045 nucleotides. Its product is annotated as thaumatin-like protein 1b. Bases 92 to 817 code for a protein of 241 amino acids. Lineage: Eukaryota; Viridiplantae; Streptophyta; Magnoliopsida; Cucurbitales; Cucurbitaceae. Gene Ontology annotation, cellular component: extracellular region. The transcript has 2 exons. Gene Ontology annotation, biological process: defense response. The record is from RefSeq and is a predicted model, not a curated record.